UUACAGCAAGGUGUCCCUGAACAGAGGUUCGUGGCAAAGAGAGUGGAACCAUCUUUAUCAGAGACAGAACUUCCGGCUCAAAAACACUGCAAAUUCAUAGGAUGAUACAGCAAGGAUAACGCCCAUUAGAACGGGUCAUGGGUCUCUUCAGCUGCUGCUUGGGGCCUCCAGACGACCAGCGACAACCGCCUGCCACCGUUCCGAAGCCUCCCCCGCCGACAGUCGGCGCUAAAUAUGUGGUCGAGGAAAAGCCAUUGCAGCCGGCUGCGACGGUCAGCGCUGUGGAAAGCAAGGCACUUGAUGACUCUCUGCUCCAUGAGCUGCAUACCGCUCUUCCGGGCGUGCCAGCCGAGGGUGCAGAGGCUCGCUUUGCGCAUGUAGCUGCGCAAGUGGCCGGGCAUUUGCACGCAGACGUUGCGAGGCUCUAUGGCUGGGCGGCCGACGACGUGGACGCGGGAAUUGCGGGUAAUCUGGUGCUGCUGGCGGUGGAUUGGGCGCAGCGGCCAACAACGAGCCUUGUGGAGUCCUGCGACCUGCCCGGUCAUCGCAUCAGCGUGCUCAUACCGCCCGCCGCGGCAGCAGCAGACAUGCAGGGGCUGCUACACCAGGCCGUGUGCGCCAAGACCCCGGCGCUACGGCAGGUGCCCCCGACCACCGGCAUGGACGCCGAAGCGGACGCAGACGCCCUGCACCUGCUCCCCGCCGACGUCGCAGCGGACCGGGCUGCUUACGGCUCCUCCCACUUUGCGGCGCUCCCCCUGCGCAGCGGCGACCGCCUGCUAGCCGUGCUGUGGAUAGCCGCCGGCGGUGCGGCCGCCGCCAAUGCGCCCGCGGUUGGCGGCGGCGGUGGUGGCGGCGCGGCGGCGGCGCUGCCGCUGUUGGCGGAUGUUGCCAGCAUGCGCAGCCUGUGCAACUCUGUGGCCAUGUGCCUGGCGGGCGCGGUGGACCCCGAAUACGCCGCCUGGCUCAGCGGCGCAAUGAGGCGGAUGGCGGCGGCUGCCACACUACAGUCGCUGGUGGGCGAGCUGUGUGAGGUGAUGACUCAGCACCUGCGCCGCCGCUUCUUCCUGGACGCGGUGGCGCACGCCGCGGUGGUGCCGGAGCCGCGGGCGGCGGUGGCGUUCAUGCUGGACCACAGGCCGCAGCCCAUGGGUGCUGCCGGCUGGGGCUCGGUGGGCCCCGGCGGCGCCGCGCGCUGGGGGGCUCUGGUGGGCAAGCCGGGAGGCGGCGGCGGCGGCCUCACAGCUAGCCUGGGACCCAUGGGGGCACCGGGGCUGGGGUCGCCUGCGGCGGGCGGCAUGGGGGCGUUUCUGACUGCGGGGAUGGGAGGAGGAGGAGCGGGGGGAGGCGGGAUGGGCGGCGGCAUGGCGGGUGGCGCUACGUCCAUGGCGGCACGGCUGGCUGGGUUUCAGAGCAAUGCCGGGGGCGCCGGCACCCCAGCAGCAGCAGCCGCCAUGGUGCUUCCCUCCCUCCGAGCAAAGGGCUUCCAGAUGUCACACACGCUGUUGCAGCGCAUGGUGGUGGCGGCGGCGGCGGCGGCGGCGGCCGCAGCCGCGGCAGGCGGCGGCGCGGGCGGCGGCGCCGAGGGCGGUGGCGGCGGCGGGGUACCAGGACCUGGCGGUGGCAUUGGUCCGGAUGGCGUGUACUCGGGCGUGGCGGUGGCGGACUGCGCGCGGCACGUGCAGGACGUGCACCAGCCCAGCCGGGACGUGUGUAUGCUGAUGGCGGGCGGCGUGCGCGGCGCGGACCUGACCACUGACGCCUCCGACUCCAACAUGUUCGCCAGCGAGAGGUCCACGGGGCGCAUCAGCAUGCAGUCCCUGGUGGUGCUAGGCCUGGACGUGGGGCACCCCAGCGGCACCGGCGGAGGCGCCACAGCAGGAACAGGGGCAGCAGCAGCAGCAGCAGCAUCAGCAGCAGCAGGCGGCGGCGGCGAGGGGCCCAACAGCCCCACAAGCGCCACCAGUGCAGGCGGCGGCACGGGCGGCACGGCUCCGUCCCCGCCUGGCUCCAUCCUAGCUCUGUACCUGGCCUUCCCCACCCGCCUGCCGCCGCUGCUGGUGACAAGCACACAUGCCAGCUGCCGGCAGCUGCUUUCCGUGAUGCUGGCCCGGCUGGUGCGGCGCAAGGUAGCCACCGAGCUGGCCGCCGAGUUCCACACCCUGUGCGCCGGAGUGCCCGGCUCCUACGCAGUCGUGCCCUCCGCACCGCCCGCCUCCGCAGCAGCAGCAGCAGGAGGCGGCCUCAGCCGCCAGCAGUCGCAGCUGGUGGGCGAUGGAACGCACGGCGGCCGCGGGGCGGCGGCGGCCGCCGCCGCCAAAGCGGGCGGUGGCGGCGCCGCUGCCGGGGUUGCGUUGGAGCCGAGUAUAGGGAGUGUGGGUCCCGGGGGCAGCAGGCGCCUGCCGCCGCUGGCUAGCGCAAACCUACUCGCCGCGUUCACGGAUGCGGGGUGUAAGCCGGCUGCGGGCGGUGGUGGCGGAGGGGACAAGUCGAUCGGCGUGCGGCCGGGCGUGCACGUGGUUUCGCCCGGGGACAAGAGCAUCGGCGCUCGGCCGCCUGUGGUGCCGGCGGGGGACAGGUCCAUAGGGGUGGUGCGGCCGGGGCAGCAGGGGGACAAGAGCAUUGGGCUGCGGCCGCUGCUGCAGGGGGCUGCUGCGGCGGCGGCUGCCAAUGGCGCGUCGGGGCGGGUGAUCCCGCUGGACGGCUCAGGCCGGCCGGGCGUGGUGGUCCCCGCCAUCAACGGCACAGCGGUGCUGUCGCUGAUGCAGGAGGCCACCGCCAGCACCACCACCGCCACCGACCCGGGCGGUGGCGCCGACACCGCCGCCAACGCCGUGGACGAGGCGGAUGUGAUGCUGAGCAGCGACCCGCGGGGCGAGGACGAGGAGGAGGAGGAGGGAGGGGAGGGAGCAGCGGCGGACCUGGAGGGCGGCGUGGGCGCGGGGGCGGUGGGGGCGGGCGCGGUGGGAGGAGGCGCAGGCGGAGAGGCGGGCGCGCCGGCGGCAGUGCUGGUGGUGAGCGAGGCGGAUGGCGCCAGCAGCAUGCGUAACCACAUGGGCCUGCUGGUGGAGUCGCUCAUGUCCACACUGCGUGUGUCGGCGGAUGACGCCUACGACGGCGCGCUGGCCUCGGCGCGGCGCGGCAGCCUGGACCUGGAGCUGGACGACCUGCGUCUGAGCGGCGUGCUGGGCGACGGCGGCAGCGGCGUGGUGCUGUGCGGCAUGCUGGGGACUGUGCCGGUGGCCGUCAAGAUCAUCCAGAUGCCCGAGGUGGACCAGCUGCUGCUGCUCACGCCGGGGGGGCAGGCGGGGGCGGCGGCAGCAGCCGCCAAGGCAGGAGCCGGAGCAGCGGCGGCGGGAGGAGGGCCAGGGGCGGGCGCAGCCGCCGGCAACGGCGCCGCGCUGGCGGCGCCUGCGGCAGCCGCCGCCGCCGCCGCCGCGCCCAAGCCGCCGGCGGCUAGCGGCGGCGAGGCGAAGAAGGCUGACGGCGGCGCGGCCUCCAGCUCCAAGCUGCACCAGGCGCAGCGGGACAUGCUGCGCAACGCCAUGGAGCUGGCGGUGAUGCGGAGCAUCAGCCACGUCAACAUUGUGCAGGUGUAUGCGGUGUACGACAACGUGGUGCUGGAGCGGCUGAAGCGCGAGGGCGGCGCCAUCGCCUAUGCCCUGCGGCGGCAGGGGCCGGCGGACAUGGUGCUCAGCGCGGCGGCGGCAGACAAGCCGGGCGCCUCCAAGCCCGUGUUUGUGGCGCUGUGCAUGGAGCUGUGCGACAGCGGCAGCCUGGCCUCCAAGCUGGAGGAGCGCAGCUUCCCACGCGUGCUGCAGGUGGCCCAGCCCGAGGUGGUGGACGCGGCGGCGGCGGGCGCCCGGUCCCGAGGCACCCGCGUGCUGGACAUGGUGGGCAUCUACCUCACGGUGCUGGAGGUGGCGUCCGCACUGAGGUACCUGCACACACGCCGACUGCUGCACAGAGACAUCAAGUCCGCCAACAUCCUUCUCAAGGCCAGCCCCACCGACCCGCGCGGCUGGACCUGCAAGCUGGCGGACUUUGGGUCGGCCAUCGUGCUGGACCAGUACCAGCCGCCGGAGGAGGUGGGGCCGGCCGGGCCCGAGCUGAUGAUGCCGGGUGGCGGCGGCGGCGGCGCUGUGGGGGUAAAGGAUGGCGAGGCGGCGGCGGCAGGAGGAGGUGGCGGCGGCGGCGGGCAGGGCUGCUGGUACACGGUGCAGGAGCAGUCGUGGGGCACCAUCACGCACAUGAGCCCCGAGAGCAUGGACAACAACUCGCGGGUGGACGCCUCCAGUGACAUAUUUGCGCUGGGGAUUGUGAUGUGGGAGAUCGCCAGCGGCCGCGGCUACCGGCCCUACAAGGAGCUGGCGCCGGAGCACAUCGGCGCCGCGGUGCGCAAGGGGCUGCGGCCGGCCUUCACGGCAGAGGUGCCGUCAGCAUACAGGGCUCUGGCUCAGGCGUGCUGGGCGCCCGAGCCGCACCGGCGCCCCACUGCGCAGUUCGUGGUGACUCAGAUCAAGAGCCAGCUGCGGGCGCUGCAGUCCGAGUCGCGGCAGCAGCAGCAGGCGGUGGGGGUGGGAGUGGGAGUGGGAGUGGGAGUGCCGCAGCAGCAUGUGCCGCAGCAGCAGCCGCGGGCGGCUUAGCAGCUCAGCAGCGGCGAGUGACGUGGCAUGUGACGUGACGUGACAUUACACAACACGGCAGGACAGGACGCGGAGGGUGCAGAAGGCGUGGAAGGAGGUGUGGGAAGGCAUCGGAGCAUGGCAUGACGCGGGCGAGGACACUGUGACUCGGGCGUUUGCUGGCUGGUGUCUGGCUUGCAUGGUUCAGAGAAAUGAAAGCUAGUGUGAAUGCAAAUGGUUCUGUUCCCGGAGGUUGCGGUGGGCGCACACACAGGUGGUGCUGCUGGGGCCGUAGCUUGAGUGCAACAGCGGCGGGCUGGCGGCUGCCGUUUGCUUUGCAGCAGGCGUGAGCAUCCUGUCGUGCUAGUCGUGCUGCCCUGCGCAUUGCUCUGCAGUGUUCACUGGCCAGGAGGGGGUUGCAUUGGAACAUUCUUCAAAUCAUGAUGUUGAGAGGACAUGGCUACUCUGGACUGGACUGGGGCGGGGGGUAUCUAGCUGCUGAGGUACGCUGCUUCCACAAGGGGCGAUGGCCGCCGUGCGCGUGGGCCGUCGGGGUUGACACAGCAGUGCGCCGGUUCCGGUUCCUAAUAUACGGUAGCUGAGCCAGGCACUGCGGCAGCAUUGUUGAGAUGGCAAACACGCAACUGACUAGGCCACGCAUGUGCAGAUCACAGAUGAAAUGCAUGAAGGCGAAUCCUU
Chlamydomonas reinhardtii is the source of this 5324-nucleotide messenger RNA. RefSeq lists its product as uncharacterized. The record is from RefSeq and is a predicted model, not a curated record. The transcript is spliced from 26 exons. Gene Ontology annotation, molecular function: ATP binding; protein kinase activity. Bases 138 to 4646 code for a protein of 1502 amino acids. Gene Ontology annotation, biological process: protein phosphorylation. NCBI's taxonomy places the organism in Eukaryota, Viridiplantae, Chlorophyta, Chlorophyceae, Chlamydomonadales, Chlamydomonadaceae.